Capsicum annuum is the source of this 1352-nucleotide messenger RNA. Its product is annotated as protein RER1A. The record is from RefSeq and is a predicted model, not a curated record. Gene Ontology annotation, biological process: protein retention in ER lumen; retrograde vesicle-mediated transport, Golgi to endoplasmic reticulum. Bases 269 to 883 code for a protein of 204 amino acids. The transcript is spliced from 3 exons. NCBI's taxonomy places the organism in Eukaryota, Viridiplantae, Streptophyta, Magnoliopsida, Solanales, Solanaceae. Gene Ontology annotation, cellular component: Golgi membrane.
GGUUUGUUUUGAAAGGAAACAAUUGAUAAAUAGGGAUGAGAACUACUUUUGUUUGCUUUGCGAUAGCGUGGUGGCUAUUUUGAAUAUUUCCAAACUGAAAUAAAACGUAAGAAGCAGCGGAACCUAAAGAACUUGUAAGUUACCCGAAAGGAAAACGCAAGAAGCGUGCCCAAUUCAUCCAAAUUUAUACUCUCCUGAUAGCAACACACCGCUCGUGACGGCGUAAAUAAACAAUCAAAAGUGAUUUAACAGAAACUACACUUCCGUUAUGGACAUCAACGGUGCCGGUACCGGCGACGCCGCCGGCGAUGCUUCCUCGUCUGCUACAUCCAGUGGCUUUUCACAAUUAACCGCAUCUGCUUCCCGAUCGUACCAGCACUUUCUGGACAAAACGACGCCGUAUUUGCUCUACCGUUGGAUCGCCUUCUUCUUCAUCGCUGUUCUAUAUGUCGUCCGAGUGUAUCUGGUUGAAGGAUUCUACGUUAUCUCUUAUGCACUCGGCAUCUACAUCCUUAACCUCCUCAUCGGCUUCCUCUCUCCACAAGUUGACCCGGAGUUUCAGGAGUUAUCCGAUGGCCCGAUUCUACCGACCCGAGAAACCGAUGAGUUUCGCCCUUUUGUUCGUCGUCUCCCCGAAUUCAAAUUCUGGUACUCAAUUACUAAGGCUUUCUGCAUUGCGUUCGUGUUAACAUUUUUUGAUAUAUUUGAUGUGCCCGUCUUUUGGCCGAUUCUCCUUUUCUACUGGGUUGUGCUGUUCACACUUACAAUGAGAAGACAAAUUCGACACAUGUUGAGAUAUAAAUAUCUGCCGUUCUCUUUUGGGAAGCAGCGGUAUGAUGGAAAGAAAGCAGCUUCAUCGGAAAGUGAAGAUCUUCUCCCGUAGACUGAAAUGCACAGGUCUGCGGCAGCUGUUUGUUCUAUGAAAUUUACAUCAUGCAGUUGCAAAUUGUCUUUCUUUUCUGCUUCAAUAGCCAUAGAUUUUCUAGGAUGCUACUGGAAGUGGAAGAAACUGUCAGGGGAAUUAGUAUCAAGGAUAUGAUGGUUACAUCUUUGUCUCUUAGGGCGUGUAUCAUAGUGUAAUGAUAUCUUAAUUUUUCCAUCUUAGCUUUCAGAAAGUUAUGCUUUAUAAGUACCCUGAGGUCAUAUAGUACCUUAGUUUUCUACCUAAGACUGGAAAAAAGCCUGCUAGUGCUUUUGUUAGUGAUCUUGCUGGCUGUGGCAGAAGCUCCUCUUUGGAGAAAAUAAACAGUUAAUUGCAGUUGGUAUACAGUAAAUUAGUGAGAUCGACAAUGUCCCUCAUGUAAGCGCUUAAAAGUUUUCAAUGUUACAUAUCAGUUGAGCAUUCCUCACAA